UUUGAGUGAAGUAUGGAGAGUUUUGAUUUGUAGAAGAUGAGAAGGAGAGGGAAGGAUUUAAACUGUGAUUUAGGACAAGUGAGGGGUGUGAAGAAGGUGAGGAAGGACAAUAAAUUUCAGAACAUAAAAUCGAGAUUCUUGGCCUUUUUGAAGAAGAAAUAAGGGAUCGGGCUUGAAAAAGGUUACACCUGUGAAGAAUAUAUGCAAAGCUACCUCUUUAGAAAGAACCAAAAAAUUGGAGAAUGCUCAUAUUCCACAGAAAUCUCCUUUCUGCUUAAAGUUGUGGCAGAGUUUUUGACAAGACAUCAAACCAAAGAAACCAAAUAUGUUCUCAAAAGCCGUUGUAGAUAUGCUGCGUGGCUCUCAAGAGCUUGGAACUAAGUUUAAUCCCUAUUCGAAUGAUUUUGAUAAAUGUGAAGAAUACCUCAACUCUCCAAGACAUCCAAAGCCAAUUCUCAACCGAAGGAAACUCACUCAUAUACAAGAACGGGGCACCUAUACUAGUCUGGUAUCAAAAAGAGAGCGACAUUUUAACAGUAGACUUCGCUUUGAUUCAGAUAAAAAUAAUAACAAAGCUAUGAUGGAGCGUCCUGUUUUCAACAAAAGAGUUGGGAGCCUUAAGCAGUUGCAGUGUAGUUAUGUUACCCCAGAAGUCGACGUCAAAACUUCAAAUCUAAACCAGACAUUUUACGCUCCGCUUUGACUAAAGUCAUUGGCCAAGAGCAAGAAGUCUUCAUGCUCUAAUUCCAAACUUCUAUCAUUGUCUACAUCUCCAACACUGUCGAUUUCGAAAUCCCGGUUGAUCAAGAAAGACAGGUUUUCUAUAUAUAAGAUUAGAGCAAAGAAUCGUCAUAAUAAGAACAACUUUUUCUUUAAGACUUAA
This is a messenger RNA of Moneuplotes crassus, 883 nucleotides long. NCBI's taxonomy places the organism in Eukaryota, Ciliophora, Spirotrichea, Euplotida, Euplotidae. The record is from the annotation of a GenBank genome assembly.